AUGGAUUUUAGCCAACAGCUUCUGUCCAAGAUUGCCACCAGUGACAAACAUGGAGAGAAUUCUCCAUAUUUUGAUGGGUGGAAAGCAUAUGAGAGAAACCCAUUUCACCCAACAAAAAAUCCUCAAGGUGUUAUCCAGAUGGGUCUUGCUGAAAAUCAACUAAGCUUUGAUCUGAUUGAAGAGUGGAUUUUGAGUAAUCCCGAGGCCUCCAUUUGCACUCCUGAAGGAGUGCAUCAGUUCAGAAAUGUUGCCAACUUUCAGGACUAUCACGGGUUGCAGGAGUUCAGAAAUGGUAUUGCAAAUUGGAUGUCAAAGGUGAGAGGAGGUAGGGUCAGGUUUGAUCCAGACCGUAUAUUGAUGAGUGGAGGGGCAACAGGAGCAAACGAGCUAAUUAUGUUCUGCUUGGCUGAUCCUGGAGAUGCCUUUAUGAUUCCCACCCCAUUUUACCCAGCAUUCGUUCGUGAUUUGUGUUGGAGAACGGGGGUGCAGUUAAUUCCUGUUCACUGUCAUAGUUCCAACAACUUCAAGAUAACAAGAGAAGCUCUUGAAGAAGCAUACAAAAAGGCCAAAGAGGAUAACAUCAACGUUAAGGGUUUGAUCAUAACAAACCCAUCUAACCCUUUGGGCACUACCUUAGACAAGGACACGUUGAAGAGUCUAGUGAGCUUCAUCAACGAGAAAAACAUCCACUUUGUUUGUGAUGAAAUCUAUGCAGCAACUGUGUUCAGUAGUUCCCCCAGUUAUGUAAGCGUGGCUGAAGUGAUCCAAGAAAUGGAACAUUGCAACCGCGACCUAAUUCAUGUCAUUUAUAGUUUGUCCAAAGACAUGGGGUUCCCUGGUUUCAGAGUUGGCAUAGUUUAUUCAUUCAAUGAUGAAGUGGUGAGUUGUGGAAGGAAAAUGUCUAGCUUCGGGUUAAUCUCAUCGCAAACUCAACACAUGCUGGCUUCAAUGCUUUCGGAUGAAAAGUUUGUAACGAAGUUUCUUUCUGAGAAUUCAAGAAGGUUAGAAGAAAGGCACGACAAGUUCAUGAAGGGGCUUGAAGAGGUUAACAUUACUCGAUUUCCUAGCAAUGCAGGAAUUUUCUGCUGGAUGAACUUGAAGAGUUUGUUGAAGGAACCAACGUUUGAAGCUGAGUUGAAGCUGUGGCGUGUGAUUAUUAACGAGGUGAAGCUCAAUGUGUCACCAGGCUCUUCUUUCGACUGUUCUGAGCCUGGUUGGUUUAGGGUUUGCUUUGCCAACAUGGAUGAUGAAACAAUGGAUAUUGCACUCAACAGGAUUCGUGCAUUCGUGGGGAAAGAAACAAAGAAGCCAGUGGGACUGAAACGUUGGCAACCGAAUCUCAGGCUCAGUUUUUCUUCAAGGAGGUUUGAUGAGAGUGUUAUGUCUCCCCAUUCACCUAUUGCAUCACCUCUUGUCCAAGCCACUUGA
Sphenostylis stenocarpa is the source of this 1428-nucleotide messenger RNA. Lineage: Eukaryota; Viridiplantae; Streptophyta; Magnoliopsida; Fabales; Fabaceae. The record is from the annotation of a GenBank genome assembly.